[Torrubiella] hemipterigena is the source of this 1553-nucleotide messenger RNA. Lineage: Eukaryota; Fungi; Ascomycota; Sordariomycetes; Hypocreales; Clavicipitaceae. The record is from the annotation of a GenBank genome assembly.
AUGCUGCUUCAGCUCGUGCACCACGUGUCUGGUAUGGUGACAUAUCAGCGCGCUUUGUAUGCCAUUUUCCUAUUAGCAUGGGCCAUGGUACUGUCAAUAGCCGCUGCGUACUGUACCGGAACAUACUUCAUAACACGGCGCAAGGUCUCCAAUCUUUGUCGUGUCGGCUUGUCCCGAUCCAACAUGGACGAUCAAUAUAACAGCAAGUACGCGCUACCCGAAGGCCAGCGUAGCCAUGGCGCGACGAGAAUAAAAGCAAUAUUCAUACAUCCUGUCAAGUCAUGUGCGCCCAUAGAAGUCGAACGUGCCAUCCUGACCAAAGGCGGCUUCCAAUACGACCGAGCUUAUGCUUUCGCCGUCGACUCAGGCCCAGACACGCUGCAGUUCAUCAGUCAACGCACCAAGCCGCAAAUGUCACUCAUCCAGACCGAGCUAUGGCUUCCCGGUCCAACAAGCAACAAGAACGAUGCGAUGGUUCAGGCUGGAGGGUGCCUCAUUCUCACAUUUCCGGAUCCAGAGUCGCCGUCAAUAUUAAAGAGGAUAUCGACCGUGUGUGAGACUCGAUCACUUAACGCGACCUCGAGCUACUCAUUCAUCAUCCCGCUAUCACCUCCAACUAAACUAGAGAUGAAACCAUUUGCCAUACAUCACCGAACAGCGCAUGGCUUAGACAUGAGCUCUAUACCCUCUGUCGCAGCAGCGCUCCCAAAGCUCAAGAAGUUUCUUGGGUAUCCCCCGAGCCGAACAUUAAGGCUUUUCAAAUGCACAACUGAUACACUCCACCGUACAGACAGGAAUUUGGCGCCACUUGCUAAUAUUGGCACUCCCGCAGUCCACGGAUACACUGAUCAGCAGCCCGUCAACAUCAAUAGCGUGUCCUCUGUCCAUGCGUUAUCGGCAUGUCUUCCGGAAGAGAACAAGCCACUCAACGCGCUCCGCUUCCGCGCAAACUUGUGGCUUACUGGAGCGCCAGCCUAUGACGAAGAUUCGUGGAAGCGCUGCCGAAUCGUCUCGCCCAGUAGGCCGCCAAUCACCCUGUCCGUCGUUUGCCGUACAUCAAGAUGCCCCAUGACGAAUGUCGACCCAUCUAAAGGCGAAUUCACAACACAGAAGCCAGACGACGGCAAGAGAAUGGGUAAGCCUCAACCGUCAACUACAUUGAAGGAGUAUCGUACAGUAGAGAAUGGAAAUAAGGCUGCUUUAGGUUAUAUUGGCAUGCAUGCGGUACCGGAAGACAGAGACCUUAAAGACGCGAGUCUUUCUCAGUUGACACUGCUGAUUAGUGUGGGAGACACAAUCGAGGUUCUUGAGCGUGGUAUCCAUUUAUACGGAUCUACAGGUAACGAUUAUUAAAUCAUGGAAAAGUGGCUUACUCUAUACUUUCCGUACUAUGCGGUUUAUAGAUGCCAUGUAUUCUAGUACCCAUCUUAUUUAUGUAGGUUGUUCUCUAUAGUAUGGUUAUUCUCCACAUCAAUGAGCACAACUAAGAUGGUGCAUUCGAAGCACAAUCUACAAAGAUAAACUAUUUUAUCAAUGAACAAAUAAUCCAGACA